Messenger RNA from Pungitius pungitius (ninespine stickleback), 1537 nucleotides. RefSeq names its product neurotrophin 3 (gene ntf3). Gene Ontology annotation, cellular component: synaptic vesicle; axon; dendrite. Gene Ontology annotation, molecular function: nerve growth factor receptor binding; growth factor activity. The record is from RefSeq and is a predicted model, not a curated record. The coding region runs from base 107 to 985 and encodes 292 amino acids. The transcript has 2 exons. Gene Ontology annotation, biological process: cell surface receptor protein tyrosine kinase signaling pathway; nerve development; peripheral nervous system development. Lineage: Eukaryota; Metazoa; Chordata; Actinopteri; Perciformes; Gasterosteidae.
GACAGGCGCGGCAGCCCUCAGAAAUUGGGGAGAUUUCGCCCAAGGAUUCUGUCUACAGAUUAAUCACCUUCAUGUCGACUGUGUUGGAUACUAACCCGCCGAUGCUAUGGUUACCUUUAUUACGAUCUUACAGGUGAAUCUAGUGAUGUCCAUCCUGCUGUAUCUGAUGGUCCUCGUGUACCUCUAUGGUAUCCAGGCAACCAACAUGGACAGCAGUCGCCAGGGGCAGCAGCAGCCGACUCCCGACCCCCUGAACUCCCUCAUCAUCCAGCUGCUUCAGGCGGACCUGACGAGGGGAAAGACCAGGGGGAACCAGAGCCAUCAGGGGAAAGGCCGGAGCACCGAAGCCCCGGACACGCUGCCCCCCUACCUCAGCGCAAACUCACCUCUGGAGGAGCAGGGCGAUGUCGAGCUGUGGGGCACGGGGGGUCGCAGCGACGCCACCGCUGACCAGCAGGUGAUGCUUUUGAACUCGGACGUCCUCCGGCUGCACAAGCGGUAUAACUCGCCUCGGGUGCUGCUGAGCGACCGGCCGCCGCUGCAGCCGCCGCCGCUGUACCUCACGGACGACUAUGUGAGCGGCGGACUGGACGGAUCAGCUGGGAACAAGACGAGAAAGAAGCGCUACAUCGAGCACAAGAGCUACCGUGGGGAAUACUCUGUGUGCGACAGCGAGAGCCAGUGGGUCACAAAUAAAACCCAGGCGGUGGACACGAGGGGUUUCCCUGUCGCCGUCCUGGCCAAGUUUAAGAUCAGUGCCGCACAGGACAUCAAGCAGUUCUUUUACGAGACACGCUGUCGGACCCCGAGGCCCUUCAAGGGUGGCUGCAGGGGAAUCGACGACAAGAACUGGAACUCGCAGUGCAAGACAACGCAGACGUAUGUGCGAGCGCUGACGCAGGUCGGCAAUUCGGUGGGCUGGAGGUGGAUACGCAUAGACACGUCCUGCGUGUGCGCGUUGUCAAGGAAACGUCGGAGGACGUAAUCCAAACCACGCGGGCCCUACUGGUGACUACCUGUUUGGAGUUCUAGUGGAACUGUACAUAUAAAUUAUUUAAAUUAUAUGAAAUGCAUGUAGUUUAUACAUGUUUAUCUAUCUAUAUAUGACUUAUGAAUUGUGGUUAUUUAUUGAAGGAGGUUUUCGUAAAGGAAGAAAAUGUCUACAAAAACAUAAUGAAACGAGCUAUGAAUUCACUUUGAGACUUUAAUACGGAGCUGGGCUACCAAGGUGCUUCACGGUAAGAUUUUACAUGUGCCUUGACCAGUGUGUCUGCAGAGCAGAGAGGUAGGGCAUGGUCAUUCACACACAAACAGUUGACGCACAUUUUUUGAAAGGGGUGAAAAAGGCAUACUAUGACAAAAAAACACAGGUGGGAUUUGUGACCAAAUCCAUACAUUCACACUACGUCCACCAUUCAGUCCUCUGCGGGGACAGUUUUAAACAAAAUGGAAAAUUGGAAUUCCUCUCGUGGAACCUGCUGGCAGUGACUGACGGAGAUUCAAGAAGAUCCAACCAUUCAUCAGACCACCUUGAAUC